AUGAAUCUUCAAAGAAAUUCUUACUCGCCUGUCAAAAAGCUAUUAAAGAACCAGUCAACGCUAUAUCAGCAGCUAAUUGCUGAAGGUAUAAUAUCGAUAAAUGAUCAUCCAUUGGGACCGGAUUACUGUUUGCUUUUGCUAACAAAAUUAUUUGUAGAACAAGGUGAUGUACUAAUCGGAAGCGUGUCGCAAGCCGCCUUUGGUAUAGCAUCAAUAAUUGUUUCAUUAUGGAAAGUCCUACCCGAAUUUGGAGCGCUUUUUUUAGCCACUCUGUAUAAGGAAUCCCCAUACUUAGUACCAUAUUAUGUAACUAAACAAACACAACAAUCUACUGAAGACUACCUUAAAACACUCGGCUACAAGUUCAAAAAAGGCAUGCUUGAAAAUCAAGAACAAUUUCUGAAAAGACAAACUGGUUAUGCUCGACUAUUUUCAGCAAUUAUGAUAACCAGUGGUAGAAAAAUUGAUGAACAGCCUCAUCCAUUCGGUAAAGAACACUGUUGGAGUUGGUUAACUAAUUUCAUAAACAUGGAACCGUUCCCAAAUGUUUCUACAACAAUACUUUACGAAGUUCUGAAAACAGUUUCAGCGAAUCUUUAUGAAACUUAUGGUAAACAGUUUUUAAAACUGAUUAUAUUCAUAAGACACACAUAUAUACCAAAAGUAAAAGAAAUUAAUAGUGAUGGACUAACUGUGCGUCUGGAAGUUUUACUGGACGAAUAUUUAAAAACUAAAUCAUUUAAAAUGCCAUUAGGAUUUUUAUCAAAAGAUUUUUGGUAA
Messenger RNA from Teleopsis dalmanni, 780 nucleotides. RefSeq names its product nucleoporin Gle1-like. Lineage: Eukaryota; Metazoa; Arthropoda; Insecta; Diptera; Diopsidae. Gene Ontology annotation, cellular component: nuclear pore; cytoplasm; nuclear pore cytoplasmic filaments. The transcript is spliced from 2 exons. The coding region runs from base 1 to 780 and encodes 259 amino acids. The record is from RefSeq and is a predicted model, not a curated record. Gene Ontology annotation, biological process: regulation of translational termination; poly(A)+ mRNA export from nucleus; regulation of translational initiation. Gene Ontology annotation, molecular function: phospholipid binding; translation initiation factor binding; inositol hexakisphosphate binding.